CCGAGUAUUUUCUUAUUUAUUCACCUUUUAAACCUUCUCUGGACUUCCACGAAUAAUUCAAGACCAAAAUUAGCCAAAUCGGUCCAGCCGUUCUCGAAUUUUAGCGAGACUAACGAACAGCAAUUCAUUUUUAUAUACAUAUAUAGAAGAAGAAGAUAGAAGAUAAUUGAAGAUUUUUAUAAACUCGACUAUAUCAGCUAUCGCAAGAAGCUAUUUGUCAUACUAAAAGAAAAAAGAAGUAAUUUAACAAAAAAAAAAAAAAAAUACCUUCAUCAUUAAACGGAUAUAAACAAAAUUAAAUAAACGCCAUUGCACGCCUAAAGCGUCCUCUAGCCAUCCACUACACGACGAAGAAACUAAAAGAUGAUAUAAACAGCGAAUCGACUGUUACCUCAGAGUAUUACCAACAGAGAUGUCUUCCAAAAGCACACACAGAAAGAACAAAACUCGGUCUUCGCGUGCCGGCCUUCACUUCCCCGUGGGCAGGAUACACAAGAUCCUCAGAAACGGCAACUACGCUCCCAGGAUCGGUUCCGGAGCCCCGAUAUACCUCGCAGCGGCUCUGGAAUACCUCGCCGCCGAAAUACUGGAGCUCGCGGCGGACGCGGCAAAAGAAAUGAAAAAGACCAGAGUCAUACCGCGGCAUAUCCUGUUCGCCAUUAAAAACGACGAGGAAUUAAGCAGGAUGAUGACCGGAGUGACUAUAUCGCAGGGCGGAGUCCUGCCGGCCAUCCAGCCCGUGCUGCUACCUAAGAAAACCACUAAACACUAAACGCUGAAAAGAAAUCUUGGAAAAUUCAACAUCUUAUUAUAAUUCGAAGCUUGAAAGGCAAACGUGACUAAGCGACAAUAACUGCUUUGUACAUAAAUGAUGGGCAAUAACCAUAUUCGAUGCGCAAAAAAAAAAAUAUUUCUAGGUCUAUUAAAA
This is a messenger RNA of Bombyx mori (domestic silkworm), 928 nucleotides long. Its product is annotated as histone H2A, sperm. Gene Ontology annotation, cellular component: nucleosome; chromatin. The coding region runs from base 413 to 772 and encodes 119 amino acids. The transcript has 2 exons. Gene Ontology annotation, molecular function: DNA binding; structural constituent of chromatin; protein heterodimerization activity. The record is from RefSeq and is a predicted model, not a curated record. Lineage: Eukaryota; Metazoa; Arthropoda; Insecta; Lepidoptera; Bombycidae. Gene Ontology annotation, biological process: heterochromatin formation.